GAACGGGGAAGGCGACGCCCGCCAUGAGCUCGUCAGCGCUGCUGGCAGAGGGCCCCCUCGACCCGCCGGUGCUGCUGGCGGACAUCAAGACGGAGCCCCCCGAGGAGCUGCUGGCCAGCGACUGCAGCCAGCCCCAGGCUGAGCCCGUGGAUCUCUCGCUCAACAAGUCCAAGGCGGCUCCUGCCUCGGCGGCGGCGGUGCCGCCACCGCCUGUCCCCCCCUCCUCGGUGCAGUCCUCGCCCGUGUUGGUGGCCCCGCCGCUGCCCGCCCCCGCCACCGUGUCCAUGCCGCCCUCGGGGCUCAGCUCCACGUCGGCCAUCCCGGCCGUGCUGUCGCCCGGCUCCAUCCUGGCAUCCACGCAGGGCAGCGGUGGGCAGCAGAUCCUGCAUGUCAUCCACACCAUCCCAUCCGUCAACCUGCCCAGCAAGAUGGGCAACCUGCAGACCAUCCCCGUGGUGGUGCAGUCGCUGCCCGUCGUCUACACCACCGUGCCCACCGACGGCGUCACCGCCAUCACCGUUCCCCUCAUUGGGGGCGACGGCAAGAACGCGGGGUCCACUCUCCUAUCCCGGACCCCACCUGUGAAAAUGGACCCAGGCUCCGUGUUCCCCAUGGACAUGAACAGCGACAGCGAGGACAGCGCCUCGGAGAGUGGCCCAGCCCCGUUCCAGGACCUCCAGAGAGAGCCGGCGGUGAGGGGGCCUAGGGCUGACUCCCCCGACCUGAAGAAGCGGCGCAUCCACCAGUGCGACUUUGAGGGCUGCAACAAGGUCUACACCAAGAGCUCCCACCUCAAAGCCCACCGGAGGAUACACACAGGUGAGAAGCCCUACAAGUGCACAUGGGAAGGCUGCACCUGGAAGUUCGCCCGCUCGGACGAGCUGACGCGGCACUUCCGCAAGCACACGGGCAUCAAACCCUUCCGCUGCUCGGACUGCGACCGCAGCUUCUCCCGCUCCGACCACCUGGCCCUCCACCGCCGGCGGCAUGUCAUGAUGUGAGCUUGAGGGGCCCCGAGCCCCUCUGUGUGCAGAGACUGUGGGAGCAGAGAGGCCGAGCUAACUGUGAGCAGCCUGUGCCUGCUGGGGGAGCCCCGCCGGCACAGCGCGGGAAACUGUGGAUUCGGGACUGCUCCUCCUCUCUUGUCCCCAACUCUUCUGUUUCCUGGGAUUCUUCUCCCCACUCAGCACGGCUGGAGGCUCCUCCUUGGUUCCUCACCUGGGAUUCAUCCAGCAGCUGCCUCCUGGCCUGCGUCUCUUCAGCCUCCUGCCCGUUCCACCUGGUGUGCUCGCUGUCCCCUGCCCCCUCCCUGUGCCCGUGGGCAAGAUCUGGGAGGCCAUGGCAAGGACAGGGCAGCAACGAGGAGGCCCUUGUGCAGGAGCUGUUGGCCUCUUCCCUCUCUAUCCCAGACACUGUCCCAGCGGGAGAAGGGACCCUGGAGUGUCACCUCUGUGUGUCCCUUGGUGUGUGCUGGGCUUUGUGGGAAGUGCUGGGGUCACGUCAAGGGCCAGGAGGAAAAGAGGAAGCAAGAACAGGGGGAAACAACCCCACAGUGACCCACAAACAAGGCCACCACCACCACCACAAAAAGGGAAACUCUGUGGAACGUGAAACUUUGAUUUGGUGGAAUUUUAAGAGGGGGUGGGUCAGGGUGGGGGGGAUGAGAGCCACCAACUCUUGGGUUUUUUUGAAGCCUCUGGGCCACAUGAAGUGUUUUUAAGUUAAACCAGCGGCUGUGGCCACACACUUUGCUUUUUAAUAA
Empidonax traillii (willow flycatcher) is the source of this 1762-nucleotide messenger RNA. RefSeq names its product Kruppel like factor 8 (gene KLF8). Gene Ontology annotation, molecular function: RNA polymerase II cis-regulatory region sequence-specific DNA binding; DNA-binding transcription factor activity, RNA polymerase II-specific. Gene Ontology annotation, biological process: regulation of transcription by RNA polymerase II. The coding region runs from base 24 to 1001 and encodes 325 amino acids. The transcript is spliced from 5 exons. The record is from RefSeq and is a predicted model, not a curated record. NCBI's taxonomy places the organism in Eukaryota, Metazoa, Chordata, Aves, Passeriformes, Tyrannidae.